This is a messenger RNA of Phyllostomus discolor (pale spear-nosed bat), 1065 nucleotides long. It is a transcript of the gene MSC, whose product is annotated as musculin. The coding region runs from base 285 to 884 and encodes 199 amino acids. The transcript is spliced from 2 exons. Gene Ontology annotation, biological process: regulation of transcription by RNA polymerase II; skeletal muscle tissue development. NCBI's taxonomy places the organism in Eukaryota, Metazoa, Chordata, Mammalia, Chiroptera, Phyllostomidae. The record is from RefSeq and is a predicted model, not a curated record. Gene Ontology annotation, molecular function: DNA-binding transcription factor activity, RNA polymerase II-specific; RNA polymerase II transcription regulatory region sequence-specific DNA binding; protein dimerization activity.
GCCCGGGGUGGUUUGUUCCGAGCAGUACAGAUAAAUAGUCCUGUCAAAAGGCGCAGCUCGCGGUCGUGCAGAAGGAGCCUGGGCUCAGGGCUGAGUUUUGGGCCCACGCUCUCUGGAGUUAGCGGCAGGGCUCACUCCCGCGGCUCCGUGCUGCGGGACCCUGGUCUCCAGUCCUCCUCAGACCUUGGUUCGGCCCCCCGCCUCCGCUGAAGAGCCGAAGGCGGAGGCCGGGAGACUGGCCUGGGGAAGGAAGGAACUCGGGAGUGGGCGUGGGGGACGCAGGGAUGUCCACCGGUUCGGUGAGCGACCCGGAGGACAUGGAGUUGCGGGAGCUGCAACUGGGGUACCAGGUCCCCGCCUCCAAGAGGCCGCCCCUCCGCGGCGCAGAGCGCAGCUACAUAUCACCCAGUGACAACUCCUCGGCGGAGGAGGAAGACCCCGACGGCGAGGAGGAGCAGUGCGCUCUGGACGCGGCGGGCGGCGCGGGAGGCUGCAAGAGAAAACGGCCUAGAGUAGGUGGGGGUGGCAGCGGCAAGAAGCCCCUCCCGCCCAAGGGCUCUGCGGCCGAGUGCAAGCAGUCGCAAAGGAACGCGGCCAACGCCCGAGAGCGCGCCCGAAUGCGCGUGCUGAGUAAAGCCUUCUCAAGGCUCAAGACCAGCCUGCCCUGGGUGCCUCCCGACACCAAGCUUUCUAAACUGGACACGCUCCGACUGGCUUCCAGCUACAUCGCCCACCUGCGGCAGCUACUGCAAGAGGACCGCUACGAGAACGGCUACGUUCACCCGGUGAACCUGACGUGGCCGUUUGUCGUCUCGGGACGACCCGACUCUGACAACACCAAAGAAGUUGCCGCUGCCAGCAGACUCUGUGGGACCACGGCUUAGAUCGAACUUGAACUGAACUCACUUAUUCGGAUUACUGGUUAAACCCAUGUUUAGGGGUCACAGAGAGAAGGGAGACUGCGUGCGCACCCCCGGAGAAUGCAAAGAAAGUUCCAUUGGGUUCUCCUAGACAGCCCGCCACCCCGAAAUCGAACAGGACACUUGGCGGGCGUAGGGAGCAGAG